AUGUUGUUCUCCAUGGGGUGUGGGGGCAGCAGAACGGACGCUCUUGAACCUCGCUAUCUGGAGAGCUGGACCAAAGAGACUGAGUCGACAUGGCUAACCAGCACUGACACGGACAUCCCCCUUUCUUCAAUACAGAGCAUCGUCUCUGAGAACUCCUCCGAGGCCGGCUUCGCUUCUGAGAAAACUAUCAGCCCUGUACCAGAUUUUUUUGGAGAUGGCCUACCUCCUCCUGCUCAGGCAUACCUGAAAGUUUGCUCUGCCCUGUCUGAGGCCAGUCUGAAUGACAUCAAACCCAACAGCCCCCCUGCAAUACUGGCCUCUCCCCGCCAGGAGGUCGUGGCACCUUCAUCUGGAACCACGGUGCAGCGGAGGAGCGUGCUGCGGACAGAGGAGAUUAGGAAGUGGGAGGACAACCGGAUGUCCACCAAGCAGGUGACUAUCACGGUGACGCAGAGCAUCCGUCAGGUGGAUCGGAGUGGAAAAAUCAAGGAGAAGUCCCUCACCACCUAUGAGGUUAUGAAACCUGUUGAAAGCCUCAAACAUGUGCACAAGCGAAAUACUUAG
Lampris incognitus (smalleye Pacific opah) is the source of this 564-nucleotide messenger RNA. It is a transcript of the gene baalcb, whose product is annotated as BAALC binder of MAP3K1 and KLF4 b. The record is from RefSeq and is a predicted model, not a curated record. Bases 1 to 564 code for a protein of 187 amino acids. Lineage: Eukaryota; Metazoa; Chordata; Actinopteri; Lampriformes; Lampridae. The transcript is spliced from 4 exons. Gene Ontology annotation, cellular component: cytoplasm.